AAUCGCCGUGAAACAAGUCUUCUAUCAACCAACACAUCAUCUUAUAAUGCUGAGUGAAAAGACACCAGGAAGAACUCAAUUGGCAUCAUCUACACCCGAGUUUGCUCAACUCGAGUACGACCUUCAACUCACCCUUCAUGCAUCCACUGUUCGUAUUGUUGCUGCUUACGCUAUAUCCAACCCGCACGUUUCAGUUCAAUUUGAACGACGUUCAAAGGAUAUUCUUGUACUUCCUUCGUGGGUUGAUGCAUCGUCGUUUGGAGGAAUUAAUACCGAGGAGGAUAUCGUGCGUAGAGGGUUUCGGUUUCCUCCUCCUACUCAAGGCCUUAAAUUCACUGUUGGUAGCAUCAACCGUCCUCUUGAAAACGGUGUAGAUACUCUACAUGCGAAUGCAGGAGCCACGCAAGGAAAAACACUGAGAAAGGCUAUGUUAUGCAUGGUGGCUGUUGGUAGAUCGUUUGUAGCCGACGAAGGAGCAGCCGAAAGCGAUGUUGUUCCUGAUGGAUACGAUAGUUUUCACAUUCAAGAUCCAACCAUACUGGCUAGCGAUCAGCCUUUUAAUAAAGUUUAUGAACAUACAUACUAUAUCAAGAAUCCUGCUCAGGUGCUUCCACAGUAUAUUGUACAUUAUGAGUUUGAUCCAGUAAAGGAAAAGCAAUCAAGAGAGAAAGCAAUCUGUGACAAUUGUGAGGAUGAAUUAGCAACCAUGUAUUGUUCAGCUGAUGCAGCAAAUCUUUGCAACAAGUGCGAUCUUGCUCUUCAUCAAACUAAGCUUGCUAGCAGACAUGUUAGAUCCGCCAUUGGUCAGGGUGCGGACGUAUUUGGAAACUGUCGUCAUCAUCCAGACAAAGCCAUCGAGUUUUUUUGUUCUCUGUGCCAUAUCCCUGUUUGUGUGUUUUGUAAAAUGGUUGGAAACCACGCCAACGGUGAGGCAGCACGUCACCAACUGGUUAGCGUGACUGAAGCUUACCAAUCUGUUUUGCAAGAAGCUCAAGUUCCGGAUCCCAUUCUACAAUCUCGCCGCACAGAGAUAUCUAACCAUAUUAGUGCAGUGAAUUCCCGCGCUCAAGCUGUCGAAAAAAUGGGAUCGCAGAUUGAACAGCAAGUUGAAGAAAUGUACCAACGAGCGAUGCGAGAACUUAAAUCCAUUAUUCAAUCCAAAUUGAUCAUUUUAUUAGGGGAUGAGCUGGAAUUAAAGCGUCAAAUUUCAGAAAUUGAUCGUCUUGAAGAUUUUUUAAAAUACCAGCAGUUUGGUGAUGCUACUACCUAUUUGUUUAGUUGGUCUAGACACCAACACUUUCGUGCUGCGCUCCACGAUUUUAAAUUUUUCCGUAAUGAAAUUGACGUUCAGUUGGAUGCCAAGGUUGCUGGUAAUAUUUCGGUUGUUGUUGACCAAGACAAACACCAAAACAUCAUGCUUCCACCAUUACCUCAUCAACAGCAGUCUCAACAGCUUCAAUUGCAACAAGGAACACAAAUUCAACAGAAUAUGGGUAAUUCAGGGAUGCUAGGAAUGGGGAUGCCUCAUAAAAUGCAAAUGCAGUCUCAUCAACGCCGUGUUCAGCGUAGAACUUCUGAUUUUUUUGCGGAAGCACUGGGUGGAUUUGAUCAGAUGCAUAUCAACCAAGGCAGCGUAUUAGAUGAAGACGAUUUAGAUCAUAUGGUUGGAACAUACCGUCACGAUUGA
This is a messenger RNA of Batrachochytrium dendrobatidis JAM81, 1687 nucleotides long. RefSeq lists its product as uncharacterized. Bases 47 to 1687 code for a protein of 546 amino acids. The transcript is spliced from 14 exons. Gene Ontology annotation, molecular function: zinc ion binding. NCBI's taxonomy places the organism in Eukaryota, Fungi, Chytridiomycota, Chytridiomycetes, Rhizophydiales. The record is from RefSeq and is a predicted model, not a curated record.